This is a messenger RNA of Coccidioides immitis RS, 261 nucleotides long. RefSeq lists its product as uncharacterized. Bases 1 to 261 code for a protein of 86 amino acids. The transcript has 3 exons. The record is from RefSeq and is a predicted model, not a curated record. NCBI's taxonomy places the organism in Eukaryota, Fungi, Ascomycota, Eurotiomycetes, Onygenales, Onygenaceae.
AUGAGCACCUGUGCUGAAUCUAGCCCUAUUGUGGUGUUCUAUCUGGUUGGAUUUGGAGAUGGAUUUGGACAUGAACUGGAAGUUUCACACACAGGUAUUGCCAAGUCUCAAGGUUUGUCAUUGUGUGCCUGUCUGAUGAAAGGGCCUAAUGCCUCCCAUAUGAAGGCAGAUUUAAGAGAGAGUGUAAAUGACAUGGCAAGUUUCAGGCUUUUUGUGAUAAGGUUUGGUGGAAUUGCAAAGAGGAAAGAAGGUUACAAAUGA